Molecule: messenger RNA, 3699 nt
Organism: Mycena citricolor
Lineage: Eukaryota; Fungi; Basidiomycota; Agaricomycetes; Agaricales; Mycenaceae
Source: the annotation of a GenBank genome assembly
CCGCACGGAUGUUUUUCUUUUUGGAAUAUAGCAUGUAAUCAUUACUCUCAUUCUCUCUUGCAACUCCGGAAAACAGGGAGCAGACAGAUAAUUGUACUCCGUCUUGCUCUCCUCCUUCCUGCGAAGUUCUGGACGAGAAAAAAAUACCUCAAGCGACCUCGGCAAUAUGGCCCAUAGCAACGUCGGCUAUGUAGCCUGUGAUUUCGAGCUGGGAUCAGACCCAUACCCAUCAAAGCGAGUAAGCACUCCACGCUCAUGUCCCCUUCGAAUUGACACCACGCACAAAUUCUGGACAAUUUCCCCGCAAAAGAACCAGUGGGAAGCUACCAGCUGUGCUAUGUCUAGCGUGAAAUCAGCUUCGGAUACGCCAAGCAUCAGCCCAGCACUCACCCGUCGGGCGCCAACCAGGUCAUCGGGACCGAUAUUCCAGGACAAACUCGCUAUACGUUACAAACGGCACACCCACGGUCAUGCCACGCUGCACUAACGCUCUCAUCAAUCUGGCUUCUACGGUUUACUUAUGCAUCCUGAUGAGAGAGCUGCGAUAGUCUAUCGGCGGUGAAAAGGCGGCCUGCAUCUGUCCAAGUCAGUGCCUUACGGCUAAGGACACGGCCACCACGGAGAUUAAACACGCAAACCAGUUCCUCAAAGGGGCCACAGAUGGAUGGAUGUCCAUGCCGUGAGGCUGAAGUUGUUCUAUGCCACUGGCACGUUUUGUCUCGAUGCAUCCAUCGAUGCAUCCGGGGGUAUGCUCUUCAGCCGUCACGCGCCACGCUUAUAUCUACGUAGUCCUCAUUGGCCGGAGCUCUACAGCUUUGCCAUAGCUCACUGUUUGGCGAGUUUUAUGUUAUAGUUGUCUCUUCGAUAAGUAUCUCAUCUCACCCAUCGGAUCUGGGAGACUGAUCCCACGGUCGACGAGGCAACCCUGUCCCAGUCUCACCGCGCCUAGACUUCAGAGCCUUGACGAGAACCUCUGUGAUGUACCGAUCCAGAUCAAAGUCGACACCCAUCUUGUCCAAAGCAGCAUCAGCGAAGACGACUUACGUUCAAUUUCUCCUUGAGGAUGAGGAUUACCCACGAAGUGUCUGCGACGGCGGCGGCGGCCCACGUUCGCUGUAAUCAGCUUACUUGAACUCGCUGAGCCGAGCUCUUUCUUCACUCAAUAGCUGCAGUGUGUCAGUCAUUUGUGCUGGACCUCCUCCUUCUCAUCGCGCGAGUAUCUGGAUCUUCUGUGGGUCCAUUCUCUUCGGUCUUUCCCUGGGGGCGUGUUACUUGUCAAUGUUGCCAAUUCUACGUGUCAAAUCUGCUGGGGUCCUUGUGUCAUUCGCUGGCCCACGUUGGUAAAGCUAAGAAGCAGGAUAAAGUACCGGCACGUAUGUACGUGGUAUACUGACUAAAACCUGUGCUACGCUAUGCGUACUCAGUCACAUGCACGACGUCUGCAUGCAUAUUGCCUUUUCACCUGAGCAGUCAUUUUAUUUGGCACAUCAUAGUACGGAGCAGAUUCGUACCACGGGGUGGACUCCCGAUCAUAGGAACAACGCCGUACAAAAUUCCAGCAGAUUCAGCGGGUUUUUGGUACAUGAGACUCAUAAGACAUGACGAUGCAUUGCCAUCGAACGUUUAACAAUGACGGCGCGGUGGCUACAGAGACGAAUAGCCAGCAAGCGGGAGUGAGAGGCAAACAAAUAGCAAGCAAAUUCAAAAUGUUCCCGCUAGCCGAUUUGAACGACUGACCUCGUCAUUACUAGUGACGCGCUCUACCAACUGAGCUAAGAGGGAGACAUGCACAUUCGUUUAGCCUAAGCUGUGACGACUCAUUUAUGAUCAUUAAUCAUCGCCUUCCUUAUGAUGUCACAUGAGCCGCGCACUGCACCGACACUCACGCCCUCUGACGAGAACUCCCCACUCCAUGCCCCUCAAAACCAAAAGGAAACGCGACACAGAGGAUCUCGGCGCGAACAAACUGAACUGUAUGUCUCCGCCAGUCAAACAGAGUUCGCGUCGCGCCACAAACGCGUCGAAUGAGACAAUAAAACGGCCGACCAAGUCGAAGAAGUCGGCACCCAUCGCAAUUCUAUCGGACGUGGAGCCACCGUUGGAGAUACCUGUGAAAAAGCGCAAGAAAACCGCCGACGACACUGUUAGUCAGACGAAGAAAGGCAGGAAGGGUAAAGGGGUGUCGGAUGUAGUCAAGAUCGUGUCGGAUUCAGAUGAGCAGUCCGUGGCUUCACCACAGAGCAAGAAGAAACAGAAGAAUCGUGAAUCAAAGCCCAAGGCUCAGGAGAAGGUCGAGGAAGAGGUCAAGGUCGUGGACAUCGAAUCGGACAGCGAACAGGAGAAUGUUUCGGUGCCUCCGCGCAAGCGCAAGCGUAACCCCCCGCCCACGGUCGCGGUGCUAAAUGACUCUGAAGAAGACGAGGUCUCGAAACCACGACGCCUGCGCCGCAAGAAAUCGCCGCUGGUUGAGAGUAGCAGCGACGAGGAUGGAGGCACAGCAGAAUCACCCCCACGGCAACGUCUGCGACGCCAUAGAGACCCCUCGCCAUCAGGCGGAGAGGACGAAGAUUCAGGAGUAGAGCGGUCUACCCCGGCCAAACUAUAUCAAUUGGAUUCCGGCGACGAAGACCUCGAAGCCCCCCAAAUGCCUUCUUCGAAACCGACACGCCGAGACAAGAUGCAGAAUGCCCUCGCCCGAUACAAUCACCGGCGCAAGAACCGAUCGUCGCCCGCGCCGUCAUCGGAUGCAGGGUAUGACGACCGCAUCGGCAAGCCUACGGCAGGAGCUUCACUCUCUGAUCUUGAGGAAGACGCGUCGGAAGAAGACGGCGACGACGUAGGUGUGGAACCUGAUCUGGACGACGUCGGCGAAGAUACAUUUGUGGUGGACGACGAUGAGGAGGCCGAUUCGGACGCCAAUGCAGUUCUCGACAGAAUGCGUUAUUCCCAUCGGGAGAUCAAUGAACAUUUCGAGGUCUUCGUCGAAUACAUCGUUGCCCUGCAUUCUUCGGAUGAGGACUACAUCGAUUCCCUGACCGAAGAUGAGAAGGAGUACUUUUCCACUGCUGUGAACGCCCUGAAGAGACAUAUCGAUCCUCUUGCGGAUUCAAUGGUCCACUCGACUUGGAAAGCGCCCUUCAUCGCCACCAUGAAUCUGCGACCUAUUCUUUCGCUUGGGACUAUGGAGGAUUCCAGCAGCAAUUGCCACGCGUGCUGGACUCGAGGCAGAUACGCCUGCGAUCUAUCAUGCUCCUAUCUUAUAUCGACGACGAAAGGCAUCUACGAUCAUGAAACGUUCAAGAAAAAGAAAGAGAAGGGUCUCAGAUACGGUAAAAAGACGCAAUUUGAGAACAACGCCGAGGCGCCCAACUUGCCGUAUCCACCCGAUUUCGAGCUCACCAUCGGGAAGCGGUGUUUCAACCGGGCCGUAGCUUACCACGAAGCCCGCCACUAUCUGUUCUCUCUUGCCGAGCAGAUCAGGAAGGAUGCUGAUGCCGCGAGCGAGGAGAAUCCCGAGCUCCGCAAGGACCCAAAUGCUUUAUUCGAGGCCUUGAAGGAAGGCAAUUACAUCGAGGGAACUCUUUUGGCAGCCUUCAAAGACGCAAAAAAAGGAUGGGCGCACUGGACAAACAGAAAAGAUCAAGAUCUGUUGGGUUGAGAGGAGGCCCUGGUUGUCUGUCAAAGGACUACUGAAUUACC